Messenger RNA from Hydra vulgaris (swiftwater hydra), 1663 nucleotides. Its product is annotated as U3 small nucleolar RNA-associated protein 15 homolog. Gene Ontology annotation, cellular component: nucleolus. Gene Ontology annotation, biological process: rRNA processing; positive regulation of transcription by RNA polymerase I. Gene Ontology annotation, molecular function: protein binding. The record is from RefSeq and is a predicted model, not a curated record. Lineage: Eukaryota; Metazoa; Cnidaria; Hydrozoa; Anthoathecata; Hydridae.
AUAUAUCUUUUAGUUAAAUAUAUUCAUAUUAAAACAACAGUUUUUUUAAAAUGGCUACAGAUUUUCAAAAGCUUCCAAGAAAACAAUUUCCUAAAACAGAACUUAGAACAGAUUCAAAAGAAAAUAAACAAUGGAAAUUAUUUCAGUUUCCUGUUAUUGUUAAAGAAUAUUCAGCCAUCAAUUGUGUUCAUUUUUCUCCUGUUGAACCUUAUAACUGCCUGGUGACAAGUUCUGCCAAGGUACAAAUUUUCGCUCCAUAUACAAAUGAAAUUAUACGAACUUCUUCUCGAUCAAAAGAAAAUGUUUAUGGUGCUCGGUUUAGAUUAGAUGGAAAGUUAAUGGUCACUGGAGGAGAGAGUGGUACUGUACAGGUAUUAGAUGUUAACAGUAGAGCUAUUCUCAGAAAUUUAAAAGGUCAUACAAAACCCACUCAUGUGUGUCAUUUUGGUCGAGAACAUAUGAAGGUAUUUUCUGCUUCUGAUGAUAAAACUGUUCGCUGUUGGGAUCUUCCCACUGAGAAAGAAACUUUUGUUGUAAAAGCCCAUAAGGAUUAUAUAAGAUCUGGAUGUAUAAACCCAACAAGCUCAGAUAUAUUCAUUAGUGGGUCCUAUGAUCACAAAAUUAAAAUGUGGGAUUUACGUUCACCUUCAGUAGCUAUGGAGAUGAAUCAUGGUGCUCCAAUUGAGUGUGUAAUAUUUCAUCAAAAUGGAAGUCUGUGCAUAUCCUCAGGUGGGAAUUAUAUAAACGUUUGGGACAUAAUCGCUGGUGGAAAACUUUAUCACCAGUUCUCAAACCAUCAAAAAACAAUAACUUCACUCUGUUUCAAUGGGGAUUACACUCGCCUAUUAUCUGGAUCUCUAGACAGGCAUGUAAAAGUAUAUGAUAUAGAAGAUUAUUCUUUGGUAGCAAAUAUUGAUUACCCAUCUCCAAUACUAGCCAUGGACAUUUCGGCUGAUAGUCAGCAUAUAGUAGUGGGUAUGUCAGAUGGUGCAAUUUCUCUACGUCACAAAAAGAAAACUUUAAUAAAUGAAAAAGUUAACAGGAAGCGGUCGUAUAAAGUUCUGCCGGGAACUUAUUUGCACCGAAUCAGAAAUCGAUCGGCAAAGCCAAAUAAGCAUGAUGUCAUUAUUCGUGACACUUUUACUAAAAAACUUUCAAAAGCUGAUCGUCAUUUACAAAAAUUUCGUUAUCAUGAAGCACUCGAUUGUGUGUUAGUCACUGGCUGUGAUAAUACAGAAUAUGUCAUCAGCGUGCUUACUGAAUUAUCAAGGAGAAAUGCAUUAAAAGUAGCCCUUAAAAAUAGAGACGCCAACUCAUUGCUCAGCAUAAUGAAAUUUUUAGUUAGAAAUAUAUCUUGUCCAUUUUACGCAAAAAUAUUGGUACCAAUUGCAGAUCUUGUUUUAACAAUGUACUCGUCAAUCGCUGGUACAAACAAAAAGUUUGAUCUUAUGUUAAAAAAGUUAAGCGCACGCAUUAAAGCCGACCUACGGACAUAUGAAGAAAUGAUGAAAUUGCUUGGAGCUAUGGAGCAAGUAUUUACAAUGAUUACACCUCAUACUGUUAAUACACCUCAUACUACGAUUAUGCCAAAUGCUAAUGAAGUCGCUUCAGAUCAAAAUGUAACUGAUGUUGAUUUUGUAAUUGAAUGAAAAAUUUAACAGCA